This is a messenger RNA of Paramisgurnus dabryanus, 5929 nucleotides long. It is a transcript of the gene pgap1, whose product is annotated as post-GPI attachment to proteins inositol deacylase 1. Gene Ontology annotation, biological process: endoplasmic reticulum to Golgi vesicle-mediated transport; GPI anchor metabolic process. Gene Ontology annotation, molecular function: phosphatidylinositol deacylase activity. Gene Ontology annotation, cellular component: endoplasmic reticulum. The record is from RefSeq and is a predicted model, not a curated record. NCBI's taxonomy places the organism in Eukaryota, Metazoa, Chordata, Actinopteri, Cypriniformes, Cobitidae.
CGCGAAAUAAAAUGAAUGUGUAAAUAAAGUCAAUCUGAUUUCGUGGAGACAUGAGGUUUACUGUGUACGCGUUUUUCGGCUUUGCUCUUGGGGUUUUGCUCGUGGGGUUGCGGGAACUGUUGUUUGGUUUCGAGGAGAACAGAUGUAGCAUGACAUACAUGUUCGAGUACCCAGAAUACCGACGCGUGCCGCUUCCGCGCCGUGUCGCGCGCCAGUAUCCAUCAUACGGACUGUAUCUUUAUGGAGAGGGCGCAUAUGCUCUGGAGACCAAAGGACUCAAACUUACUGGCGCUCCUGUUCUUUUCCUGCCUGGCAAUGCAGGGAGCUACAAGCAAGCACGUUCUCUGGGUUCUGUGGCAUUAAGAAAGGCUGAGGACUUGGAGGGACCGAUCCACAUGAACGUCUUCACCGUUGAUUUUAAUGAGGAGUUGGUGGCUCUGUACGGGGGCAGCUUACGCAGACAGACUCACUUUCUUCAUGAAAGCAUUAAAGCCAUCUUGCGCCUUUACAAGGACCAGCCUGACCCCCCAACAAGUGUGGUUUUGGUUGGUCACUCCAUGGGUGGGAUUGUAGCGAGAGCAUUGUUCACCCUGCCACGCUUCAACCCACAACUGGUCAGCCUUAUUAUCACCCAGGCUUCACCUCAUCAGGCACCUGUGUUGUCUCUGGAUCCUUAUAUUCUGGAGUUUUAUUCUAGUGUCAGUAAGCGCUGGGCCACAGGUGCUGAAGAAUUUCGGAAUGUAACUGUUCUGUCUGUUGGUGGGGGUUAUCGUGACUACCAGGUACGCUCAGGUUUGACUGCGCUAUCCUGCCCCAUUGAUGACCUCAAUAAAAAGUCUCUAGUGGUGACUGCAGUUCCUAGGACCUGGGUUUCCACAGAUCAUCUCUCCAUUGUAUGGUGCAAGGAGCUGGUUCUUGCCACGGUCAGGUCAUUCUUUGAUCUUAUUGAACCAGAAACAGGACGGUUUACAGAGAAUCCACAGAAGCGAAUGUCCGUGCUAAACUAUCACUUCAUUAGACACCCGGUACAGCAGCCUGGCGAAAGACAACAAGCUCCUGUCACUUUCUCAGCUCCUCCAGAGGCAUGGAAGGAGGUCAACACGCUCCGUCUGUUUUAUAGUGCUCCCAAGGAAGCUCAAGCAAAGUACUUCAUGUUUGCUCUUUCCAGUCGAAGGAAAGCUUACAGUCAUUUUCACUGCCGCAGUAAUAAUCUGGAAAUGUCCAGUUGGCUGUACGGCUGCACCCACAUUAGUGGCUCAAGUUGUGUGCGGGCAGUAGAUUUGUCAUCCGGGACAGAACUUAUUCCAGCCUAUAAGGCUAUUACAGUGAAAAUCAGUGCACUCUCUCAUGUCUCUCAUCUCAUCAUUGAUGCCUCUAACCUCAAUGGAGAGCAGUUUGUAGUGGAGUGUGAGCUGCAGAGGGAAGAGAGCUUUACUGUGUCGGUGCAGCUGCCCCAUGUGCUGUCCUUUGGUUUGACUGUCAGUGACAUUAGCAUUAACUCAUCUGGACUACUCCAUACACUGCAGCUACAAGACUUUCACCAGGUUUAUCAGGCAUUCAGAAUCACAGUCAUGAGUCACUGCAAGUCAACUAAAGACAGACUGCCAAGCGUGUACAGGUUGAAGGUGCCUUGGUUUCGUGAAGAUUCCUUUACCACAGCAAGUAUUCCAUCAGUAUCUGAGAUCUACGGUAUGCUUCACACCAGCCGCCCAGACAGCAACUCCAGUGCCGUUCUGCAGCUCCACACUGCUCCCAACUGCCAGUAUAAGGUUUCUAUUAGGACUUCUGUUCCCAAAGUGCUUGGGCAGAUCCUGCGUUUCUGUGGCCCGACGCUCCCUGUAUAUACAGCUAUAGCACUUCUCCUCAUGAUCAGGGCUCAGCUGAGCUCUUUGAAAAGAUCAGGACAUCCAGUUGGAAUGCAAGAGGCGAUGAGUAAAUCAUUACAGCUCCACAUACUGGAACUGCCUGUUUUACUGUUGAUACUGCUACUCAGACAAAGUUGGUUUCAGGAUGUCUGGUCCUCAUUGGGUCUCCCACUAGUGGAUACUCUUCCGAUAUACCCUAUAGAGGACUUAUCUCAAGAUUCAAAUCCACUUGCACAGGAAUGGCCCCGGCUGGUGUCCCCGCUGCUCUGUGUGCUGGGUGCAGUCAUUGCAUUCUGGGGAAGCACGGUCCUUAGAGUUUUUGUCCGUUUCCUGUCCUUUGUGCUUGCUCCACUGCACAGACCUUCAGUGUCUCGGGACUGUGGCACCUUUCGUCUUCGCACUCAAAUUCUUUUGAUGGUGUCUUUGAGUGCGCUGGGUGGCGUCACUUGUGGAGCUUUGGCUCUAUUGGUCUCCACUCUCCUACAUCUCUAUAGGGUGCUUAGAUUACAGAUGACAGAGAGAUCGCUGAGCCAUGUACUGAACCUGGCCCCUCAGAAGGCAUCACAAAACUCAGAGAAUGGUUUUAAUGGUGCCGAUUGUCACAGUAAAAAUAAAGAAUGUAAUGGCACACCACUACUGUCAGAAUCCAUGCUGGAAGAUGUAAGAGAUGAUUUGGAGCUUCACCUUAGCCUGUCAACACUGCUGACCCUUCCCAUGAUGCUCAGCGCCCCUUCCCUUAUCCAUUGGAAUCGCAAUCUUAGAUAUUGGAUCCAUCUGGAUCCUGACCCCUGCUGGCCUCACACGCUGCCCCUGCUCAUCAGCACUAUUUUGCUGGUCAACUGUAACACACAAACGCUCAUUCGGAGCAGACUGAUGCUGAAGCUGAUGGUCCGUCUGCUGCUGCCGCUUUGUGUGGGCAUGCUGGCUUUCUGCCCUCUGCACAUUUACCGGGUCACUCACUUUUUGUCUGCUGCGCUGACCCUUUUGGUCUGUUCAUUUUACUUUUGACCUCCUCACAAACCGUAGAUUAGAACCAGACCAAGAAUUUGUGAAUAGCCAGACAGCCUUAGAACCAUGUGUGCAUUCAGCGGGAUCAAAUGGACGGGUGACAUCACUGGACCAGCACAUCCAGCGUCGUGUGAUUUGUUGUACGUCAUCAUUUGUAGCUUCUGUACAGGGUAUUUAAUUUUUUUUUUAAGCUGGUGCAUAUUGCGGUUUGUAUUUAUGAACAAAAUUUGUUCAUUACUGCUAAUUUCCCAGACGUGUUGAACCUAUAGUCCUGAACUAAAAUAUUACUAGUGUUCAUCGAUAGCUAUUUUAGUGUAAGAUUACAUUUAAUGCAUGUAUGGGGAAUUAGCUGGUAAUGUAAAUACUGUAUGUGACUGUGUGUGCAGAGAUGGGGAAGAAGGGUUCGAAAAUCCAAAAUCCAUGAGAUUUAGUACUGAUGCUUAAAGUCAACAUGAAACUAUAAUUAACCCUAUUAACUUUAAUGCAUAAGCAUUUAAAACAAUAUGGUAUGUUAACAUACCCAGUGCAAUAGAGUAUGCAAUACUCUAAUAAUAUCAAAUUAUGAUUAAUUUAAAAUAGAAAUAUAUACUAUACAAAUGAUACACAUAUCGACAUUCUCUCAGAAGUGAAAUUGUGACCUUGUGGUUGUCAGUGGAGUUUAAGGGGAACCACAAUUGACCGCAAACUCAUUUCGAUCUGGCUGUACUGUUCAUAAACACGCACUAUUUAUGAUUCAACUAUUUCCUGAUGGAUAAGAUAGAUUUAGUUUUGUUCUGAAAUAAUGUAUGUAACAUUACUAAAAUAUAAAGGGUUGUUAUUGUUUCAUGUUGAUCUUUAAGAGUAUGAAAACCGCUUUGAAUGUUUUUUUAGGUAUUUUGCAGUUGACAUGGCUGGCUACAUCACUCUGCUUGUUUAAUUUUCAAUGUGUCAUUUUUGCCUUAAACCAUUUAGCCCUGAAUGCCCAAACUUUUUGUUAGACAGAUCCAUUCAUGUACCCCGAUUGCAUUUAGCCAAAACUGUAAGGCAACAUCUCGAAAUGUUAUCAUAGGUUUUGUGCACACAAAAAAAAGUGUAUUGAAGCAGGAGCAAUAUGAUGAUUUUUGCGCAAUAAUUGAUGUUAAAAAUACACGGUUACAUUCACUUAAUAGUGAAGUCUCAUAAAAUGAGGCUAAGAAUCACUGCCACAAUCACAGUAGCCACGUGAUCAUUGCUUUCUGCACAGAUCUCAACUUUCCUUGUGUGUGUCUGUAUCUUCAUAUGCUUCUCCGCAGCGUCAGUCUGCUUCCUCGUCUGAUGUGAUGUAAAUUGUCAUUGUGAAUCAAAUGAAGGAAUUGUGCCUUUCUUGUAAUAUGCCCCUGCUUCUUGUUCGUGAAAUCUUAUAUUUAAAACAGAAAAGAUUUAGCCGUGUCCCCUCACACAGACUGUAAAAAAACACUUGUAUGACACAUGCUUGUGUCAACUGCACUGUGACUAUGUGUGUGUGUGCGUGCGUGUGUGCAUAUCUAUUUAAGAAGAAUUCUCAAAUUCUUCGCGAAUGAAAUUGAUGGGUGAGGUGUAUUAUUGUGUGAUGUAAUUUUGCUCAGCAUUGUUCUGAAGUAGAGCAUUAUUGUGGUGAAAAAAAAAUGCUGCAUUUUCCUCUCAAAAUGAUUAUGAUUGUUGUCGUUGGUGUUCACUGUGAUGUGCCACAAUAUUUGGAAGCCAGGAUCUUAUGUCUGCUGAUCCAGGACCAGGCAAUGUUCAUGUAAAGAUAAACUGAAGUCGAACAGCAGCUCUUUAACCCUCUUUCACCUUGCAGCAAUGACAGCAAUGUUUGUAGUAAUGCUAGCAAGGCUCUUGCUUUAAGAAAUGUUAAAGAAAAAUUGUAAAUGGCGACUGUUGUUAUGUGGUAAUUUUUCGGCUAUAGCAGUUGUAUAUGAAUUGCAAUGACAGUUUUAUGGAAAUGUGUUUUUAACAGCGAUUUGUUAUACUAUAGGUAGCUGGUAGGUAUGUGUAAACGGAAUAGAAAGCAACGGGCCGUAAUACAAAAAACUCAAACUAUAUAAUUGACAUUCAGGAAGAAAGAGUGAACAAAAACUUACAAGCCUUUGCAUUCCACGGGUGUAUUGUAUGUGGGAAAUCAAACUAAAUAUAGCAUUUCUGUUUGAAUUGGGGUGGAGCUUUAGACAGGCUUCGGUUUUAGCCGUGACUGUUUUUACUUUUUAUAAAAUGCAUCUCACUGCCUCAUAAACCUAAAUGCUGUUGUGCUUUAAUAUAGUUGAUAUACUGUAACAGUGACCAACACUGCUGUUUUGACUCAUCUGUUAUAAAUUAUGGAAGCCAAAACAGACAAAACUCUAUAGAGAUUUAUAAAACAAAUCAAUACGUCUGUUUAUAAAUUAAAUGGAUAAUGUUACUGUACUUACAGUCUAAACUGAAAGCUGAGUAAUGGUUAUUAAAAUUAUUUGUAUUUUUAAUACAGUAAGAAAGAAUUUAUCUGAAGUACCUAGCUCAUUCAACAACCUUUUAUAGUUUAUUAAUAUUUUACUUGAUUAAAAUUGUUUACUCAAAGAUGUCAUUCAUCAAAGUGCAGUUUUGCUUGGUUUGUGGUGCUUUUGUAGUGAUCAUAUUUCACUUGUGUAUACAGUAAGUACUAAAACUGUAACUGAGUGUAAAUGCUUCUUUUCUACUGAUUUGUGUUGAAGCACUGUUAAUAAGCACAUGUAUGCUAUCAUAUUCGUAACUCUUUUGGUGUUCAGCCAAAUGUUGCAUCCUUGGCUUUCCAAACUGCAGUGCUACUGUGAAGGAAUUGUGAUCAUUGUUGUCUUAACGUGGUGACCAGGACAGAUCAUGCUCCUGAUAUAAGCAUCUUAUGUCAUUAUUAGAGAUAUGCUAGAAAGUGUCAGAGAUGUUGUACACUUUUGUUUCGUAAUUAAAUUGUUUAAAGUGCAGGAUAACAAUGUAUUUGUCUAUUAACUUUGUAUAUGGUGAGAUUACAAAGUAAACACUCAGGUUUGUAAAGUGUUGUGGAGUCAGUGGCUUUCGGUGGUGUUGUACUUAAAUAUUUAUACUAAUGUUUU